UUCACCCUACAUAAAUUCCUUUUACCAUAUAAUCUGUACUAACCAGCAAACAUUCCCAAAAUGAACUAUUCCUCAGAUACACUUCAAAUCAAUACCCAAUUUGCAAACAUUUCAGGUCACCAAAUCAAACCACUUAUGCAAAAUCAACCACGCCAAGAAAACAUACCUCAUAUGUUAUAACUAACUUACAUAUAUUACUUAUGCCCAACACCAUUAUUAUUAGUCCUUACAAACUGAUUAAACAUGCAUUUUCACAUUCCUUAUCUUUCAAACACCAUGACCAAAUCAUCCAAUAUCAACUUUACCUCCUCCAACUCCUCCUCCUCCUCCUCCUCCUCCUCCCCUCUCGCCGCCGCAAACUUCAACUUCAACAUGAUCUAUUCCAUUAGUCUCUCCCUCUUACAAGACAUCCAAAUCCUAGAAAUUCUCAUUGCAAUUACUCUCUUCAUAAUCAUUCAUUCUCUUAGACAAAAAAACCAUCAUGGCCUACCUAUUUGGCCUUUUCUUGGCAUGUUACCUUCUUUGAUCAAUGGUCUAAGGACUAAUUUGUAUGAAUGGAUCACAGACAUUCUUAACAAACAAAAUGGGACUUUUAGAUUCAAAGGUCCUUCUUUCAGCAGCCUUAACUGCAUAGUCACUUCUGAUCCUCGAAACCUCGAACACCUUCUCAAAACCAAAUUCAUCAACUUUCCUAAAGGAACUUACUUUAGAAACAUGGUAAGGGACUUACUUGGAGAUGGUAUAUUCAGUGCAGAUGAUGAAAUAUGGCAAAAACAAAGAAAAACAGCGAGCAUCGAGUUUCAUUCGACCAAGUUCAGAAAUUUAACAACUGAUUCUUUGUUUGAGCUUGUUCAUUCAAGGCUUUUACCUGUUUUAGAUGAAUCAGUUGAUAAAAGGGCUGUCACAGAUCUUCAAGACAUUCUUUUAAGACUAACUUUUGACAAUGUUUGUAUGAUAGCUUUUGGUGUUGAUCCUGGUUGUUUGAGUCAAAAACUUCCUGAGAUACCAUUUGCAAAAGCCUUUGAGGAUGCAACAGAAGCCACCGUGCUUCGUUUCGUUAUGCCUACGUGUGCUUGGAAGUUCAUGAGGCUUCUUAACUUAGGUGUAGAAAGAAAACUCAAGAAAUCAAUUAAAGGGGUUGAUGAAUUUGCAAUGAAUGUCAUAAGGACUAGAAAAAAGGAACUAUCUUUGGAAGUUGAUGAAAAGAAACAAAGGUCAGAUUUGUUAACUGUUUUUAUGAAGAUGAAGGAUGAGAAUGGAAGUGCUUAUUCAGAUAAGUUUCUGAGGGAUAUAUGUGUGAAUUUUAUACUAGCUGGGAGAGACACUUCUUCUGUGGCUUUGAGUUGGUUUUUUUGGUUACUUGAUCAGAAUCAUGAAGUGGAGGAGAAGAUAUUAGAAGAGAUAUGCAAGGUGGUGAGUCAGAGAAAUGAUAUAAAGAAGGAAGAAUUUGAAAAUUCUUUGAUAUUUAGGCCUGAAGAGAUAAAAAAGAUGGACUAUUUGCAUGCUUGUUUAUCUGAAACUCUCAGAUUAUAUCCUUCUGUUCCUGUUGAUCACAAGGAGGUAGUUGAGGAUGAUACAUUCCCAGAUGGAACAAUACUAAAAAAAGGUACAAAAGUGAUCUAUGCAAUUUAUGCAAUGGGGAGAAUGGAAAGCAUAUGGGGAAAAGACUGCAGAGAGUUUAAACCUGAAAGAUGGUUAAAAGAUGGUCGUUUUAUGAGUGAAUCUGCGUACAAAUUCACUGCAUUUAAUGGCGGACCUCGGUUAUGUUUAGGCAAAGAUUUUGCAUAUUAUCAAAUGAAAUAUGUUGCUGCUAGUAUCAUAUACAGAUACCAUGUGAAGGUGGUGGAGAAUCACCCUGUGGAACCAAAGAUUGCUUUAACUAUGUAUAUGAAGCAUGGAAUCAAAGUUAAUCUCUAUAGGAGAGAUGCUGCUGAAAUUCAAAAACACUUGAUUUGAUCAUUGGUUAAAUAUCAAUUGAUAAUUAUGCUGAUGGCUGAUGAUGCUAUUAUUGAUUUAUUUUUUUUGUAGUUUUUGUCUCAUAUUUGGAACAUAUAUAAAGUUCUUUAUGUGAUUAGAGAUGUUUGUAGUUUGUUAGUAAAGACUACAAAGUGAUAUAGAAACAGGAUUGAGUGUGUAUAAUAUUGGAAUUAAAGCCUAAAUAAGGAUGUUUAUUGUUGAUUGAAUUUUUUGGAAUGGAAUUUGUGCGUAGA
Messenger RNA from Medicago truncatula (barrel medic), 2210 nucleotides. Its product is annotated as cytochrome P450 86B1. The transcript is spliced from 2 exons. Bases 244 to 1956 code for a protein of 570 amino acids. Lineage: Eukaryota; Viridiplantae; Streptophyta; Magnoliopsida; Fabales; Fabaceae. Gene Ontology annotation, molecular function: oxidoreductase activity, acting on paired donors, with incorporation or reduction of molecular oxygen; monooxygenase activity; iron ion binding. The record is from RefSeq and is a predicted model, not a curated record.